Molecule: messenger RNA, 642 nt
Organism: Lactuca sativa (garden lettuce)
Lineage: Eukaryota; Viridiplantae; Streptophyta; Magnoliopsida; Asterales; Asteraceae
Source: RefSeq, a predicted model, not a curated record
AUGGAGGCGACGGAUAUCUUAUAUUCUAAUGACGGGGGAAAUACAUGGAGGUCCGAGUUUGUGGUUGAUGAAAUUUUUAAUGUGGCGAAACUUCGGUGUAGAUUGGAUAAAGCAUCACACCCGAUCAGCGAUGGGGAUUUUUGGUGGCUAAAUUCCGCCCCGAAAAAAGUGGUGAGUUUUAUAUGGAGGGCCAAACAGGGACGGAUUCCAUCGGCAAAGGCAUUACAAAGGAGAAACAUCCCAGUCUCUUCCAUAAUCUGUGAUUGGUGCAGGAACAAUGAGGAAACGGUCAACCACAUCCUCACAUCUUGUUCAUUGGCGAGAGAUACUAUAAAUAUGGUGUUUAAUUGGUGUGGCCUUCCCACCAAACAGUUUACAGAAGUAAAUGAAGUGCUAGCCUUCGCUCGGAAUUGGGGGCAUUGCCCUAAAAAGAAAGAGUUGUUGUCUUGUGUUGUAUAUGGAACAUUAUGGAGUCUUUGGAAGGAUAGAAAUGAUCGAAUAUUCAGAGGUGUGAUUUCGGAAAAGGCGAAGAUUGUGGACAUUAUUAAAGCUACGGUUUUCACGUGGAGAAAAUAUAGGAAGAAUAGAGGUACUGGAGAUGAUUGGUUUAAGUGGUGGUUUUCGCCCUUAUGUUGUUCUUAA